Molecule: messenger RNA, 3178 nt
Organism: Armigeres subalbatus
Lineage: Eukaryota; Metazoa; Arthropoda; Insecta; Diptera; Culicidae
Gene: pcs
Product: SH3 domain-binding protein 5 homolog
Exons: 6
Coding region: 1-1791 (596 amino acids)
Biological process (GO): intracellular signal transduction; negative regulation of protein tyrosine kinase activity
Cellular component (GO): cytoplasm
Molecular function (GO): protein kinase inhibitor activity
Source: RefSeq, a predicted model, not a curated record
AUGAUGAUGAUUUCGACGAAUGGAAAGCAGCUGAUCGAAAGGCGCAAACGCAAGCUGUUGUUGGAAGACAGCCAUGCCUCUAGUCAAAGGGAAAACAAAGCCAGGGAUGUUCUCCGCACUAAAAGCUAUCACCAGAAAACAUCAAGAUCUGUCCGCGCACUGGCAAUGAGCGAUGAGUUAGUGCAGUCUCAACAGAAACUGAUGGUGGAGUUCAAGUCUGUUUGUGAGCAGUGGUUCAAGUUGAACAACGGAACCACCAGACUGCGGAACAAUGCCGUCCCGCGGGCUCCAUAUGUGAACUAUAAAAUGCUGUUGCUGAUAUGGAAGAAAGAUUGCCUGCUAGAGAAAUCUCGCUGUAAGGGUGGCAUCUAUCAUCGGAUCGAACUGGAAAAUCUCAACACAGCAACAGAUGAUAUUAACAAACUGGAAAUUGAGCUAGAGGAAGCCAAAUCAACCUUUCGGAUUCUGAUGAACGAAUCCACCCGGCGGCUGAAACUGUCGUCCAAGAAACUGGGCAGCUGCAUCGACAAGGCGCGGCCGUACUACGAAGCGCUGGAAAAGGCCAAAGCGGCCCAGCUGGAAUGCCAGGCAGCCGCGAUCAAGUUUCAGCGGGCGAACGAGAUUCACGCGGCGGCAAAGGAAACGGUGGCCCUGGCGGAGCAGCGCUUCAUGAGCAAUUCGCACGAGUGGCAGUUCGAUAAUGCCUGGCAGGAGAUGCUCAAUCAUGCCACGAUAAAGGUUAUGGACGCCGAAAAGCAAAAGGCAGAAAGCGGAGCUGAACACCAGAAGAAAGCAAAAGUAUUCCAGGAAGCAGAACUGAAAGUACAACACUUGGAGGAGCGCAACCGGCGUAGCAUACAAAAAUCGAGGCCAUACUUUGAGGAGAAGCAACUAUGUCAGGAGCAGUUGGAAGCCCAGAAGGGUCGUAUCCAGCAGCUGGAAGAUCAGAUUUCCGCAGCCAAAACCGCUUACGGUACGGCACUCCGGAAUCUGGAGCAAAUUAGCGAAGAAAUACACAAGCAGCGGGGUGACUUGAGCCUCGCUGCACCUUCAGGUCCCCGAGAACCGGGUGUCGGAGCAGAACUGUCCAACCUGCCUCCAUCUGCGAGCUCGAUGAAACUGAGCUCCCCUGGUAACAGUGGUAGCGGUAACUUCAACAAUUUCAGCAGCAAUAUGCCAGACAUAUCGACUGAGCUGGACAAGUGUGAGAUACACUCGGUGGGAAGUACCUCGCUGGCUACCAGUUCCGCCGUCAGUGAGAAGGAUCCAACUGACGAUGACUACAUGAAUGAUGCAGAUCUGAACCUGGAGUUGCUCCGGCAAAAAGUAAAAACUCUUGCCGUUCGUCCGGUGGAAGGUGGCGAUGGCCAACAGCAGGAACAGGACGUGUGGGAGCACGAGCUGAACGCCACCGUCGACAAAUUGGACCACUUGAUGAUGCUGCGGGAAUGUUCUGUCGGCAGUUUGAAUGCAGCAUCCCUAGGCGACAGCAACCAAGCCAACAACUAUGCCAGCCUGCCAACCACUCCAAAACAUCACCAACAGAUGUCUCCAGUGCUGGCGGAGAAGCAGAAAAUCAAGAUGUUCAAGAAAUUGGAUCCCCUUCCGCUUGCAAAUGUUUCGAUGUACGCGCUUCCAACCUAUCUGAGCAGUAGUGGAGGUAGUGGGAUGAUUCCCUCCUGCACGGGUAUUCCUUCGGUUCCUAUGGGACACAGUGAACUAGUAACGCCUCGUAACGAGACGGUUGCGCCCGUUAUUGGGUUCAAAAGCAAACGGAAGAUGUCCAUGUAAGAUUUGUGGUAACAAGGUUAGUUCGUAAGCAAAUCUUUGACUGAGAAAAGAUGCAGAGCAUGUGAUUGCUCGUUUCAUAUCCAGGUUUUCUGGGUAUGGUAAUGUCCCUCGGUAUCGUAUUGUCAUACUAACAUUAAUUGUGUAUUUUUUACAAUAUGCUAAGUUUAUUCGCUUCGUGCUUUUACGUGUAUUUUGUUCAUUUUCUACGUUUUACUAGGAAUAACGAAAUAAUGGAGGUUUACCACCAUUCAAAGCUUUUGGUCGUCUAAUAAGAAUAGGAAUUAAGUCUGAACAUGAGUUUGUCAUACCUACACAUCAACCGAUGUACAAUGCUAUAUUCUGCAGAAUUAUUUGCUCACUAUAAUGAGCCUUGUACAUAUUUUCGUCGAUUUAUUUCUAAUAGUAUGACACAGUAUCUUUGAGAGAAUUGGCAUUUAUUAAUUUGAGUUGCUUGUCAACAGUCCUAUCAAUUGCUUCAAAUUUUAUCACAAUAUCACUGUUCGUUCGUUUACAUUUGCAAUGUUAAUUUGUCGUUCGACACAAAAAGUUACCUUAGGAAGCAAUUUACUGCUAGACUACAAUUUAUUCAGUACAAACUCGGAAUGUAUACACGAAAUAUACAUACAGUGAAAAGGCUAACAGAGAGUAAACGUUAGUGAAAUGGAAAUAAUUACAAAACUGAAAUCUAUAUUUGCACCACAGUCUGAUUUUAACUAAAUAUAUUUGAAAAUGUGAAAAAUAUAGUAAGAAGGCAAAGCACUGUUAUCGAAAAGCAACAUCUCGAACGGAGUUCUUAACACUUACGCUUUCUGUUUGAACACUAAUAGAGAAUAGUAGGCAACCAAAAGCAGUAAAACGGUUUUACUUGAAUACAAGAAGAAGCUUUAUUACAAAGCAAAGGAGUGCAUUUGUUUGUCAUUCCUUUGUUAUUAGUUCCGAAAAAUAGUGUAGUUCCGACUUCGUAUUCAUCGUGUUUGUAUCGGAAUGUUCAAUAACAUGUUUAAAGAAAUUGGGCACAAAAGAGUUUAUUUAGUGCAGAUGCAUUGUAGAGAAAAAUACUUAUAUCGAUUUUAUUUAGUUGAAAAUGAGAUCAAAUUGAAAAGUUGGGUGAUUUGAAAUAUUUAAAUAUUUAAACCUAACCUCAUAAUAGCAUUAGGUUAAACGUUUAGAAAAUGAAAAUAAUAUGAUUUGGUUUUAUUUUGAAAUUAUCAUGUCUGUGUUUAAACCUGGCAGGGGAUUUCUGCGGUUACCGGCAAAAUUCCCCUUUAAAUUUGAUGACAAAAGAAAGAGAAAAAGUAACAGCAAUUGAAACACUGUUUGAUGCGAUCUGUCGGAUAGUUCAAUCAAACUAUUGGAGAAUAAAGAAAUAUAAACCACAUUAAACGUG